Molecule: messenger RNA, 952 nt
Organism: Penaeus vannamei (Pacific white shrimp)
Lineage: Eukaryota; Metazoa; Arthropoda; Malacostraca; Decapoda; Penaeidae
Source: RefSeq, a predicted model, not a curated record
AUGCAAGCCGCCACGUGACUUCAACUGGAGGCGGACCUUUAGUCACGAAAUUCCUGUUUGGAAAUUCAUGAAAGGAUUUUUGUUUCAUUCGUCUUUUGGGGUUUCCAAGGACUGCAGACCGAGAGGACCUUCCAGCGAAAAACUCCGCCGCCAGGUUGCGUCUGUGUGCUUGUUUCACAAUAUCUAUUAUCAACUUCGUCAUUAACCUAGCAGCGUUUUCUCUCCGUCUGUUCUUCUUCCACUGGCGUUACGGAUACGUCAAUGACGCCGACAGGCCCAUGGGAUUUUUGUUUGUUUCCAGGAAAGGGCAUUGGUCCUCUUGCAUCGCGGAUGAUUCACAGAGGAUAUGCCUUACACCUUCUUUCCUUUGCUGCGUGACUCACGGCCGCCGGGCAUCCGUGCUGCCCCAGACCCCACGUCGUUCACUUUCCUACAUAGUAGUUAUUGCCCUUGGCGCUGCUCGUUGUUGUUGGUUCCCCUCCGCGCCUCCGUCAGCUGCUUCGCGUCUCGGUCUCCGUCGUACGAGGUGGGGAGAACCAGGGCUCCGCUCAGGCAGACUGCGGCCCGCUCGCUCAGCACGCACAAGUACAUUCGCCUGUCUUCCAGGUGCUGAGCGUUGGUGCUUUCUGCAGUAUCCGUCAUCUCCAGGAAAACUCUCGAGUAUAAAUCUUAUGGCUGUGGAUAAAGGCGUUUCCGAAAGUGAUAAAUAUCGAAGCAUUACGAAAGUGACCUGUCAUCGCUGCCUGUGUUCUGACGUAAACACCCGAAUGCCGUUGUCCUCUAUCCAUAAUUCGCACAUGAUGGUGAAAACUAACUGUGGUCCGUGACUGCCAAAACUGGCACUUGCUGCAGGCACUGUUCGGAAUGCCCAGGAAAGGAAUAACUCCGUAAUCUACCGCGAGGAAAAGCAAGUCUGAGCCCGAGGACUUCCUACGGCCCACGCCAGCGAAGA